ACUGCUUGUUCAGUUCGGCUUCCACCGUCGUCCUCCCAUGGCACUGAGAGAGACUCGAACCACAACCUCUCUCUCUCCUCUCUCUCCAACGCCAUCAAAACCUCGACUUCAACCCCACAGAAUACUCCGAAUCGAUCAAGGAGAUCUACAAGGGCUAGAAUUGCAUUGGGACUAACAAAUUCAACGCUUUUGAUAUCGUUAAGCGAUGGUGGAAGCCCCCUCACCAAUAUCGGUACUCUAUCUUCCUACCUAUUUUUUGACAGUUACUUGAUAACAUCGGUGAAGACUGAGCUUUGUUUGUUUGUUUGUUUAGUGAGAGAAUAUAGCAGGAAAUUGGGGAAAAAAGAGAGAAGAAAAUGCUUAUUUUGAUGUACUGUUAGGGUGGUUUGGACAUUACUAUGGUACAUUGGCCGAUGCAGUAGUUAAGAGCAGUGAAAUGGCUACGGCAGAUGGUAACAAUUAAGAGAAGGGGAGGGGUAGAAAUUGACUCUCGAGGCUUUAGUUUGAAAGGGACACAAUGCGGUAGUUAGGAAACGAAAUGGGGGAUGGAAUUUUAAUGAUGUCAACCAUGGCGUCAAGGAAGGCCAAGAGCAGAAAUUGUAGACACUCUGGGAAGAUCAUGCAUGAAGAGCAUUCAAUGCUCUUGGCAGGAGAACGUGCGUAAGAGGAGAUAGACUGAGAGGUUGAGUGAUUGGUACUCCCAUGUAACAUUUUUGUAUUUCAAAAAAAGGUGAAACACUCCUCUCCUCUCGUGGAUGUACCCGUUCUACGGGGAACCACGUAAAUUCCUUGUGUUCUGUGUGAUUGGGUGUGUGUGUGUAUGAGCUUUUGGGCAAAAUCUGGGGACACAACCCUUUUGAUGAGUGAGGUGUCGAAAGGAUCUAUGUUUUAUUGAAUAUCAGGGAAUUGGAUGCGCUCAAUGGAGAACAAAUUAUGUAGCCGACCCAAUUGAUUGGGAAUUAACGUUUGGUUUGGUUUUGUUUUGUUUGGUAUAGUUUAAAUAUACGAAGCACAGAUAAGAUACGAGAUUCAAUACGGAUAGAAAGAUACAUAAAUUUGUUAAAUGUUUGUAUUUACUACAAAAACUUGGGUAUCGUGAGAAAAGGUUGUAAUCUUUGAAUGUAAGGUAUCAAUCUAAUAUGACUAAACCUUUUAAUUUCAAUGGGGCAUAUAAAAGCUUCAUUUGGUUGUCAAUGAACAAAUAAAUGACACAACGAAGAGCUGCGUCAAUCGAGAAAAUCUAAAAAAAAAGAUUGUGCGACAUUGGCUCUGUCUAUUUUCUUCUCAAAGUAGGGAAAAUACUGCAUUCUAAUGCUAUAUAAUCAAUGCAUCAAUUUCCAUUUUGUAGAAGUUUAGCUAUGCGAACUGAAUCCGAUAUUCAAAGGGAAAACAUAAUUUUCGGAUUUCGGACGCAGAAACAUGAAUGCUGGAUGCGAUGCCUUUCCGAUCGAAGUAUAUGUGUUUCACAGGUUUGAUUUUUUGGUUUUCAUUCAUGACUAAACAUUGAAAUUGUCUUGGAAAAGUCAUCACACCCUGUUUAUCAUGUAGUUUACUCUCCAAAUCUGGCAUUUUUGUACAUUUCCAUAGCAUGCUGGUCAAAUUAGCUUUCUCUAUUUAUUUGAUUCGAUGUAGAAUGAAACUGGAAUUUGUUGAAUCUUUUAGAAUUAAAACAGUGGAUAAUAUGAUGCUUAAUCUUGAUUCUUAUAUUUUCUCAGCAACCGACAGUUUAAAAUGUGUACGUAUUAACUCAUUAAAUGGUCUGAUUUCAAGAUUCCUAUGUACCUUGGUCCUUCUUAUGUUCAUCUUUUUAUUAUAGGUUUUUGUUUCAUAGGUUUAAGCACUGGUAUCGAGCUUAUCCAUGAUUAACAGUGCAGGGUUUGAAGGUGACUCCCUGAAUUGGAAUAUGUUUGCUUCUCUUUUUGCACGUUGAAACGAGUCCCAGGUGAAGUAAGAAAGUGGCGUCCUGUGGGAGCAGACCGUGGAUUUACAUUUAUUGAGUACAACCCUACUAUGUCGUAUCAUCGGAUGAAUCUUUUGGUGCGAUAUGGUAGGUGGUCAGCCAACAGGAAUGGCGAUGUGCUGGAGUCUUUUGGGUAUAAAGAUUGUUACAGAGUUGAUGUUGAUAUUCCAGAAGGAAAAUGGGCACAAGCUUUUAGUAUCCAUGAUAUCCUCAUCUUCAACACAGGACACUGUCACACUGGGUCUACCUGUGACGCCUCCAUUGCCUGCUGCUGUUGGCCUCGAUAGCAUUCUAAAGUAUAUGGUUGAAAAACUUUUCUCCCUGAUAAGUAACGGAACAAAUGUGGAGGUGCAGAUGGUGAACCUGCAUUUGUCCAUGGCCCUCAAUGGCUCUGCAUUCAAUAUAUUGGACCUAACCCACAUGUCUGAGUUCAGAGCAGAUGUCAAUUCAUCUUCGCCUUCAGCUGUUGGAAAGAAACAUGACAAUUGUAUGCACUGGUGCUUACCGGGUGUUACAGAUACUUGGAGAAUUACUUGUUUAUAGCUCAUCUAAGCAACAUCAAGGUGUGGAGCGGAGCUGAGAGGUAACUGUUCCAUUCUUACCGCAAGGGUUCAUUUGUUGUUGGGAAAACUGUAUAGUUUACCCAGCCAUUGUGUUGUUUGAACCGAUAAUGGUUGCAGUAGGUUUUAGUUAUGGCUGAGGUCGACUCAUGAGUAUUUUGUACCGAAAUGAUGUAGCCGACCCAAUUGAUUCGGAAUGAAGGUUUGGUUUGAUUUUGUUUAGAUAUACAAAGCAUGUAUGGGAUACGAGAUUCAAUACAGAUAGAAAGAUGCAUAAAUUUGUUGAUGUUCCAGAAGGAACAGGGCCCAA
Molecule: messenger RNA, 2830 nt
Organism: Rhododendron vialii
Lineage: Eukaryota; Viridiplantae; Streptophyta; Magnoliopsida; Ericales; Ericaceae
Product: protein trichome birefringence-like 13
Exons: 4
Coding region: 2045-2503 (152 amino acids)
Molecular function (GO): transferase activity
Source: RefSeq, a predicted model, not a curated record